AUGAUUCCUAUGACAGCUAGUCAAGGUAAAGAUGAAAAUCAAUUGAAACUACUUCUUAAAAACGAUAUGAUUUAUCGACAUUUUGAAACAGUACGUGGUAGUCCGCAAUAUUGGAACCAACGUUUAAAAGAUCUAUUCGGUAUGAAUCGUCAAUUAGGAAUUUCGACUUUCUUCUUAACAUUGUCUUGUGCCGAUAUGCGCUGGAAAGAAUUUCUUGAUGUCAUUGCUCGAAAUAGUGGAGAAGAAGUAAAAGAAGUUUACAGUUUUCUAGAAAAAGCAAAUCUUAUUCGUAAAAAUCCAGUUAUUGCUGCACGCAUGUUUGAACGACGAUUUCAAGUGUUUAUGAAAAAAUUUGUGAAAGGUGGUGCAUAUUGUUUAGGAGAAGUAAUUGAUUGGUUUGCUCGUAUUGAAAUGCAGAUGAGAGGUUCACCACAUGCUCAUAUGCCACUUUGGGUGAAAAAUGCACCGAAAUACAAUGGAAAAAACACAGAUGAAAAAACUGUAUUGAAAAUUAUAGAAUUCUGUGAUAAGUACAUUACGACAUGGUUUCCAUCAAUUGAUGAAGAUGGAGAAUUGCACCAUUACGUUAAGGAACUUCAAAGGCACUCACGGAAUCAUUCGAAAUCAUGUUUAAUAUGUCAUGGAACAAUCUGCCGUUUCGAAUUUCUUCGUGCUAUAUCACGACGAACUUUUAUUUCAUUUCCAUAUAUGCCUAAAAAUGACGAAGACGUUGAACUGAUAAAGAUUGUGAAAAAAACGUUACGAGAUACCAAUAUUGAAUUGAAUAACCUUGAAAAAGACAAGAUUUUAACUUGGACAGACUUUGACACAAUUCUCGAUAAAUACAAUUGGACAUAUGAAUAUUACGAAUGGUUUCUCUCAACUGUUCAUAGUCGACCAAAAAUAUUUCAUAAGAGAGAACCAAAUGCACGUUGGAUAAAUCAAUACAAUGAAGAGCUUUUGAGAGCUUGGAAUGCAAAUAUGGACAUACAAUUUAUUUUGGAUCCGUAUGCAUGUGCGAGAUAUCUAAUGUCGUACACGACAAAGCCAGAACGAGAAAUGAGCUUACUUUUAGAAGCGACACAUAAGGAAUGUCGAGAAGGGAAUCUAACAGUUCGUGAAGAGGUGAAGAGAUGA
Molecule: messenger RNA, 1137 nt
Organism: Adineta ricciae
Lineage: Eukaryota; Metazoa; Rotifera; Eurotatoria; Adinetida; Adinetidae
Source: the annotation of a GenBank genome assembly